CGCCGACUCUGUGGAUCUUUCCUACACCUCAACCCCCGCCACUAACCUCUCCAUUGCUUCUGACUACGACGACCACAUCAGCCUCGCUGAAUCACCCGAGGAUCACUUCAUGUUCCCAUCUUUUGCGCAGGAGAAGUUCUUCGUCCAUCAAGAUAUUCACCCUCAAAUCCACCACGACGAUAACCUAGAGCCACCCCCCAGUCCACGAACAGGCGAUUCGUAUACUGUCUCUCCUGCCGAACACGAGAACUCUGAAGAGGCUUCUGAGGACACAUCAAGACCCGAAACACCUGAACACGAAAAGUCCGAGCAUGCAGAGGACGAUACUGCAGUCUCCAGUAGGCCUUCGCGACAAGUCGACUAUCUGUCUCACGAAUGGAGAGAAGAGGAUAUCUGGUCAUCAUGGCGGUACGUUGUGACUCGAAGGGGAGAAUUUCCCAACAGCGCGCGAUUGGAAAACGCUUCUUGGAGGACAUGGAUGAAGGCCAAGAACAACCUCAAGACUAUCUCUCCCGAAUCCCUCAACUGGCUAAAGGAUUGUGAUGUCACCUGGCUUUAUGGUCCUCUACAGUCAGGACCUAAAAACACCCACUCUACCCACACGGAGCCCUCCAGUGUUUCGCUUUCCAAGACUGGCUCGCUUGUCAACCUCAACAAGAAGCCCAUCUUGAAGAAGAGAAGUAUGUCUGAAGUUAUGCUUCAGCGAUCGUUAUCCACAGCGUCAUUAUUGAAGCAAGCCACCGCAGCUGUCAAGGCCCAAGAGACACGAGGAAUUCUCCGACCCCACCUUGGUCGCUCCAACACAGAUUACUUUGCUUACCCUUUUGCAUCACGUCGAUUGAGUGGAGACAGCAGCAGCCUCGCCCCUUCGGUUGAGUCAUCUGGCAUUAUUUCCCCCAGUGCUGAACGAAAACACAUUCACUUCAAUGAGCAAGUCGAGCAAUGCAUAGCUGUUGAAAUCAAGGGCGAAGAGGAAGAAGAAGAAGCAAUUGAUGACCAUUACGGUUCUGACAGUGAUUCAGACGAUGGAGUCAUGAUGAAGCGGGUUCAGACAAAGAAGAGGCCUAUCUCCCGGCGCAAGACUUUGAAGUCAAAGCCAACAGCCGAAGGAAAGACAAUAGCCAAGCUUCCGUCUACUACCCUCAAGUAUCGUGAGGACACUCCCGAACCGCGAGAGACUGCAAUGAAGCACUCUAGAAGUCCGCUCAUGUCCCCUUCUUCUUCGCAGGAGACCCUGCGACCUGCUAAGCAGUCCGGAAAAUUCUUUUUCGGGGAAGAGGAUCAUGAUGACAGCCUCGACGAUGCGCUGUUGAGCCCCCGCUCAGGGUGGGCUUCACCACCCAGUGAAGGCAUCAAUGGCGGUCUAAACAGAUCCAUCUCUUCAGGCAGCCUUUGCGAGGAGCCUGCGGGUAUGCGACGCACACCUUCGGGUAUGUUUAUGCCUUGUGAGGAAGGCGAAAUACAAUCAGGGGACGGUAUUUUUGGCCGCGUUAUUGACACGGUCAACACUGCCCGCGACAUUGCCCAUGUUAUCUGGAACGUGGGAUGGAGGAAAUAAUGGGUAUACUGGCGUUCGGCUUUCAUUUAGCGACGCAGUGGAAUUUGAACAAGCACAAAAGCUUGUGGCUCACAAUUUGUGAGUUGAAACGACGCCAUGACAAAAAUCGACAAAAGUGUUUCUAUAUAAAGGGAUUUCCGAAGGAAUAUUGGCAUUGAUCUGGCAUUAUACUGCAACCAUCAUAUGUCGAGGCCUUGUUAGUCAACAUCAACCUGGCCUGGCCACCACGACAUCCUGGAAAGCGGAAUACGAUUCUAUCUCAUACACGGCCUGUGACAAGGGGACGGACAAACAUCAAAAGGCUAAAGAAAAGCAAUGUGUGCGUUGCGGAUGGGAUCUGGGUGGCUCAGACGGGGAUCCUCACGACAAGGGAGUCAUUUACCAGGCCUCCCCAACCGAAGCCUCAAUUAUUGGUUUCCAGGCCUGCCAAAAAAAGGAUCAGCCGGCCCCAUGACACCCCGGCCCCCAGACUCCAGCUACAAACUCAGGGCAAUGGGAAUGGGCCAUUCAUUACAAAGGUCACAGGCCCGGUGGAUAUUCGGCGUUAUAAUUUUUUCGUUCCUGUCUUUCUUUUGUGGCAAGGGCUUUUUUUCUUCUUCAUGAUAUCCCAUAAGCAAGUGGGUACUACGGAUUACAGGCGGCCUCGGGCGGCUACGGACGGAUCAGGAAUGGCAAGGGCAAAGGUAUAUGGGGUCAAUUGAUUUUUCGGCGACUACGGCGACUCUACGGUAUUGGCAACGCCAUGGAAAGGAUGGAUCAAAGAAGAAAUGAAGGACACAAACGGCAAAUGGCGACAGGACCGGAUCUUCAGUGCGUUGGUGUAUUCGUUGUACAUAAAGACAGCUGUCGGAUCUCGACGUACACACAUAGAUCGGACUGAAUCAAGACAAGUUGCAAAAACAACACAAAAAGCAUGUUAAAAGAUACAAUAAUACUACGUUUACAUCAUGUCG
Messenger RNA from Fusarium graminearum PH-1, 2511 nucleotides. RefSeq lists its product as uncharacterized. The record is from RefSeq and is a predicted model, not a curated record. Bases 110 to 1558 code for a protein of 482 amino acids. Gene Ontology annotation, biological process: protein catabolic process in the vacuole; cellular response to glucose starvation. The transcript is spliced from 2 exons. Lineage: Eukaryota; Fungi; Ascomycota; Sordariomycetes; Hypocreales; Nectriaceae.